AUGUCGAUAACCUGGACUCCCCGGAGAGUCUACGUCGAUGACAGCUUGACCACACGUUUUACUGGUUCCAGCGACCAGCUUGCACUCAACUGGCAAGUCCUGACUUUGAAGUCCCCCUUCCCACCUACACACUUCGAGAACUUCUGGGUCUGGGCUAAUGUCAUGUCGCCGUGUGCUUUGAGUCUGACCUUCGAGGAUCUAGCAUCCAGUUCACGUCUGGCCCUUUGGCCUCCACCACCCGCUGCCGGCCUCCACCCAACCGUCCGAUCCGGCCGCCGUAGCCGCCGCCGCCACCCCCCUUCGGCCUGCGGAAACCCCCGUGGCCCCUACGGCGACCACGGUCAACUUGGAUCCCUCCCCACUUCCCACAAGGCACUGUAA
Chaetomium globosum CBS 148.51 is the source of this 381-nucleotide messenger RNA. RefSeq lists its product as uncharacterized. Bases 1 to 381 code for a protein of 126 amino acids. The transcript is spliced from 3 exons. Lineage: Eukaryota; Fungi; Ascomycota; Sordariomycetes; Sordariales; Chaetomiaceae. The record is from RefSeq and is a predicted model, not a curated record.